AUGGCGACCGCCGUCGUCCUCAAGAUGGAGUUGCACUGCCGUCGUUGCGUGGGCAGGAUCCGCAAGCUUAUCAGGAGCCUGCACGGGGUGCAGGACGUGUGGGUGUCGCUGGAGACGGGGCUCGUGGUGGUCGCCGGGCCGUUCCUCGACGCGUCGCUGCUCAGGUGGCGGAUCCAGUACAUGACGGGGAAGCCCGUCGAAGUCGUGAGCGACGGCGCGCCGGAGGAGCCGUCGCCGGACAACGGGCAGAUGGUGCACCUGGGGCCGCCGCAGACGGGGUACGGCGGGUACCCGUACGGCGGCUACUACUACGGCGGCGGCGGCUGGGUGCCCGAGUACCACGCGCGCCGCCAGUACGUGCCUAACGAGGCGCCGGUGUGCUUCAACGACGACAACCCCAACGGCUGCUGCGUCAUGCAGUGA
Molecule: messenger RNA, 423 nt
Organism: Setaria italica (foxtail millet)
Lineage: Eukaryota; Viridiplantae; Streptophyta; Magnoliopsida; Poales; Poaceae
Product: heavy metal-associated isoprenylated plant protein 3
Exons: 2
Coding region: 1-423 (140 amino acids)
Molecular function (GO): metal ion binding
Source: RefSeq, a predicted model, not a curated record